GCAGACGAGAAAUAACAUCAGCGUUACAGUUUCUAACAUUUCAGCAGCGUCUGUGAUCAUCAGGGUGUGAAGAAAUGACCCUGAAACUGUAACGUGUUGUUUUACUGCUGGAGUCAGUGGAACUGGAAACUGACGAGGGACUCUUCUUGACUGAAUGUAAUGUUUUAGGUUUCUGUGAGUCGUGUCAAAUUGUAUUACUGCGAGAGAAGAGAGCUGAGUUUACGCUACAUUUGGAGAAUGCCAGCUGAAGCUGCCAGAUCAAAGGCGAUAUGGCGCUCGCUCCGUGAGCCAUAAUACACUGAACCCUGAAGACGCCGGGAUGAAUGGCGAGCUGAGAACCGGUCGCACCACAACAGCCAAGAGAGGAAGCAGCGCCCCCGACAGAUCUGACUGUGAGAUGGAGUAUGACAGAUACCCUGAUGACCACUACAACAGGGUGUUUGACUACCAGCGUGUCCCCUCCUCGGUCCCGGUGGAUCCCAGUCCUGUGAAACGGCCCCGCCCUUCAUCUUCAUCCUCCUCCUCCUCCUCCACAGCAGCUCUGAGGGUGAAGAGCAGCAGAGCUUCCAGCAGGAGCAACAACAACACACACUCCUCCUCCUCUGACAGCAAAUUGAAGAUGGCGGAGCUUCUUGCCAUAAAGAGGGAGCUGACGGUGAUCAAGGUCCAGAUCGACGGCCUGUUGGACUGUGUGGACAAGAUGGACCAGCAGAGGAAGGACUGCUCAGAGUGUCCUCAGGGCAGGGAGCCCACUGUAUCAGACUCUCCUCAUCGAGGUUCAGUCAGCAGUCUGGAGAGAGAAAGUCCUGAACCAGGAGAAGCCAGCGAGGACGAGCCGCUGCACUACUACCCCCACAGCUACCCCCACAGGAUAAAGCAGCUUCAGUCUGAUCUGGAGGACGAUCUGUGAUACUGCAGCUCAGAGCCUUCCAUAAACAGAAGCUGGGUUUGGUAACAGUUGGGAUGGAAGAUGCUCCAAGGAGGCGUUGGCAACAUGAAUUGCAUUGGACUGACUCUCCUCCACCACAAAUCUGUCGCUUAUCUGUUUGUCACUGUCAGUUUGAUUUUUAUUCUGCUGUACCAUCUCCAGUUCUGCUUUACAGUCCACAAUGACGACAAAAGCCCCAAAGUAUCCCUGGUACAUCACUGUCUCUGGUGCCCAAGCUAACAUAUCACGUGGGACAAUAUAGCUGAGUGAUGUUAUACAACUGUAGUGUAAAAUAGUGCACCUACCAAAAAAAAGCAUAUAAUUCAUGAGCUAUGGCAGAUUUUUUGUUAUUUUUAGUUCUUUUAUUUGAGCUCUUAUUACCUUGCUCCACUGUUGGACUACUCUCUGAUUAAUAUUAAUACAAUCAGUGUGGCAGCAGCUGGCAGCUCCUUAUCACACAGUUUAUUUUCAUCAUGUGUAUUAUAAUAAUUAUGUGUAAACAGAUGUGUACAGGCACUGUGGUUCUGUAUUAAAGGUUCAGUGAGCACAGUUUUAUGACUCUGGGCGAAUUACAUUUGGAAAAUCAGUGUUAAGUGAUAAACAGAGUGACAAUUUCCUGAAAUGAAGAUGAACUCUUAUUAAAAAACUACAUGUAGCGCAUAUAAAUGGAAAGAUAGGAGGAUGGAGUAAAGCUGUCAGUAGCCAUUGCUUCAGGUUAGAAAUCGAGUAAAACUGUUUACUUUAGCUGUGAAAUGAACAGUUUGGUUGAGGUCAGAUGCUAAAACAGUUUGGUACAGGGUUUAUUGAUUUAGUUCAACAACAACUUGACAGGCAAAAAAGUUUGAUUAACUGAUCAGUUUAGCAGAGGAAUCGUUUGGUUCAGUUUAAGGUUAAGGUUAGCUAACAGGUCAGUUUAGCAGAGAAAAUGGUUUUAUUAAGGUUAGCUAAUGGGUCAGAUUAGUGGAGAAAACAUUUGAUUUAGGUUAGCUAACCGGUCAGUUUAAAAAAAAAGAAAUGUGUUUCGUUAAGGUUAGUUUUUGGUCCAGUUCAGCAACUAAAACAGUUCGUAGGCUACUACAUAUACAUGUAAGCUAACGGAACCGUCUACCAGCAAUGGUUGGUUAGCUAACAGUUCAGUGGCUAAAACAGUUCGUAGCCUACUUCAUACACAUUACAUGUAGGCCUAGGCUAAGCUAACGGAACAGUCUACUAGCAACGGUUGGUUAGCUAACAGUUCAGUGGAUAAAACAGUACAUAGGCCUACUACAUGUAAGCUAACGGAACCGUCUACCAGCAAUGGUUGGUUAGCUAACAGUUCAGUGGCUAAAACAGUUCGUAGCCUACUUCAUACACAUUACAUGUAGGCCUAGGCUAAGCUAACGGAACCGUCUACCAGCAACGGUUGGUUAGCUAACAGAUCAGUUUAACAGGAUCAGUCUGGCAGGUAAAACAUGUUUUUGUUCAGUUUAGCAGCUAAAACAACUUGAUCAAGGUUAACAUUUCAGUCAUCGUUAAAUCAAAGAACUCCCAGAAGAGGUUGAGAGAGGACAUUAGAGGUAAGUUUUCCUAGGUCAUUAAGCCAUGUCUUGAUAACAAUACCCAAAUCUGUGGUACCUUCAUGGCAUGAAAACCAUCUGUUUACUGUGUAGCUUUCCUGAGUCUAACUACGGCAUUGUUUUUGGGUUUGCAUUAACUGGAAUGUUGGACUAUACUAUUUGUUUGGUUUUGUUUUGCACAUUUGGCUAUAGAAACCAUAGUGUUUGAUUUUCCUAUAAAUCCAUUGAACUUGUGUUAUCUUGACAACUAUAGGUGAAAUUGACACGACAUUUGUUAUGAAUAUUCAUGUUCCCCAGAGGAUGCAAGUGAAUGUUGUUGAUGUCCGACACCUAUUUGUGUGUUUACACCACAAUGUACAGUUUUUAGUCGUACCGUCUCCGUCAUAUUUGACAUUUUAUGACAUCAUGUUUGUUUCACCAGAUUUUGGGUGACUGCUUUUAUGGAGAGCAAAGCUGUUGACAAGUCAAACACAUACAGAUGUUUCAUCUCACAUGUUUACCCAGCUGGAGAAUAUGGACAACUGUGACUGUAAAUAUGUUUAAAGCUUUCACGUAAACGUUUGUCGGUUUAAAAAAAAAAGAAGACACCGGAAAGAUAUUUCUGUGUACAUUAGUGGCUCUUUAUACUAAAACAAGACUUCAGACUUUUA
Cottoperca gobio is the source of this 3134-nucleotide messenger RNA. Its product is annotated as RNA-binding Raly-like protein. Gene Ontology annotation, molecular function: RNA binding. The record is from RefSeq and is a predicted model, not a curated record. The transcript is spliced from 8 exons. The coding region runs from base 320 to 910 and encodes 196 amino acids. NCBI's taxonomy places the organism in Eukaryota, Metazoa, Chordata, Actinopteri, Perciformes, Bovichtidae. Gene Ontology annotation, cellular component: nucleus.